CUAAACUCCACAUAUGACUCGCGAAGGAAAUUGAGAAAUGAAAGAUGGAAGACGAACUGAACGGCGUCGUUCCAUGUUCAUCCCUCGCCGUCGAAUCCACCAUUCGCGUCGGAACGGCCGGCGCUUUGUGGGGUUUGUGUAUGGGUCCGUACAAUUCUCGUAAAAAUGGCCUGAGUGGCGUCGACCAUGCUGCUUUCGUGGCAAAGUCUGUUGGAAAAUACGGAUUUCAAUGUGGACUUGUUGCUGGAGUUUUUACUCUGACUCACUGUGGGAUUCAAAGAUAUAGAAGGAAGAAUGAUUGGUUGAACGGUUUGAUUGCGGGCGCCGUGGCAGGAGCAGCAAUUGCUACAAGGACUAGAAGUUGGUCACAGGUUGGUGGGAUGGCUGCCCUUGUUUCUGCCUUCAGUGCUGCAGCUGAAUAUUCAAGAUCACUUUAGUAUACCUCUUGUUGGCGUGAGGAUGAAUUCAGCAACUGUUCUUUCGCUAUUUCAGCCAAGUCGUUUGCUGUGUCCACAAAUAUUGAUCUGCUGAAGGAGGAGGGACAUCAACCUCAUUAUGUUGAUUCAAUCUUGACAAUUGCGGCUAACUUCCGGUAAGAUAAGCCAGAAAUGAUGAAAUAUUAGUUCCUGAAUUCCUAAAAUCCUGAUGUAUAAUAUACAUACAAUAAACGUUUCAGCCUUCACGUGACCUGCAUUUUUAGUGACAACUAUAUCAGAAGAUGAACAUUAUAUAUAAAAAGUAGCUGAUAGUCGCUUUCUUUGUUUA
Molecule: messenger RNA, 765 nt
Organism: Cucurbita maxima (winter squash)
Lineage: Eukaryota; Viridiplantae; Streptophyta; Magnoliopsida; Cucurbitales; Cucurbitaceae
Product: outer envelope pore protein 16-4, chloroplastic
Exons: 7
Coding region: 45-437 (130 amino acids)
Biological process (GO): protein insertion into mitochondrial inner membrane
Cellular component (GO): TIM22 mitochondrial import inner membrane insertion complex
Molecular function (GO): transmembrane protein transporter activity
Source: RefSeq, a predicted model, not a curated record